Rattus rattus (black rat) is the source of this 4114-nucleotide messenger RNA. It is a transcript of the gene Rnft2, whose product is annotated as ring finger protein, transmembrane 2. The coding region runs from base 211 to 1548 and encodes 445 amino acids. Gene Ontology annotation, biological process: positive regulation of ERAD pathway. The record is from RefSeq and is a predicted model, not a curated record. Gene Ontology annotation, molecular function: ubiquitin protein ligase activity. The transcript is spliced from 10 exons. NCBI's taxonomy places the organism in Eukaryota, Metazoa, Chordata, Mammalia, Rodentia, Muridae.
UUAUUCUGUAACAAGUCAUCCCAAAGCCUGUUCACGCAAGCGCUUUGUCCCACCCAAGGUCUGAUGUCUCCGAUGAGUCUCCUGCCCAGCACUUCCCUCUGAAGAAGAGGAGGAAGAGAAGGCCUGCUCUCUCUGGGACCCAGUGACCGCAUCGCAUCAGGAACCCUGAAUGUCCACGGCACGCUUCGUCAACAUGGAGUUCUGAGGUCCAUGUGGCUCCUUGCAGCGCACCAGGUGCUAAGGAAAAUGCAGAGACGCCACAGUAGCAACACGGACAACAUUCCACCUGAAAGAAGUCGCAGCCAGGCACUCAGCCCUGAGGCCAGUGUGGAUGAAGGUGGUGUAUUUGAGAGCCUGAAGGCAGAGCCGGCCUCCCCUCCUACCCUCUUCUCAGGCCUGGCAGGUGGCCUGCCUGCCAGCCCCUUCCCAGCAGGCCUGGUGCUGGGCUCCACAGCCGGUGGCGGGGAUGUCUUCAUCCCUAUGCCGGCCACCAGGGAUGAGGCCGGUGGCCGCAGCACCGAAGGAAGCACCUACCACCACCGCCAGGCCCAUCACCACUUCCACCACAGUGCCCACCGCGGGGGCUCCCUGCUGCAGCACGUGGGUGGGGACCACCGCGGACACUCGGAGGAAGGGGUCGACGAGCAGCCCGGAACUCCGGCACCCGCUCUGUCUGAGCUGAAGGCUGUGAUCUGCUGGCUUCAGAAAGGACUGCCCUUUAUCCUCAUCCUGCUGGCCAAACUGUGUUUCCAGCACAAGCUGGGCAUUGCUGUGUGCAUCGGAAUGGCCAGCACCUUCGCCUACGCAAACUCCGCCCUCCGGGAGCAGGUGUCCUUGAAGGAGAAGAGAUCGGUUCUGGUCAUCUUGUGGAUUCUGGCCUUCCUGGCAGGGAACACACUUUAUGUUCUUUAUACCUUCAGCUCCCAGCAGCUCUACAGCAGCCUCAUAUUCCUGAAGCCCAACCUGGAGACGCUGGACUUUUUUGACCUGCUGUGGAUUGUGGGGAUCGCUGACUUUGUGCUGAAGUACAUCACCAUCGCCCUCAAGUGCCUCAUCGUGGCCCUGCCCAAGAUCAUCCUGGCUGUCAAAUCCAAGGGAAAGUUUUAUCUGGUCAUCGAGGAGCUGAGCCAGCUGUUCAGGUCGCUUGUUCCCAUCCAGCUGUGGUACAAGUACAUCAUGGGGGACGACUCCUCCAAUAGCUACUUCCUAGGAGGGGUCCUGAUCAUCCUCUACAGUCUCUGCAAGUCGUUCGACAUCUGCGGUCGCGUGGGCGGACUCAGGAAAGCACUGAAGCUCCUUUGCACCUCCCAGAAUUACGGGGUCCGAGCCACAGGGCAGCAGUGCACGGAGGCUGGCGCCGUCUGCGCCAUCUGCCAGGCUGAGUUCCGAGACCCCAUGAUUCUCCUGUGCCAGCACGUAUUCUGUGAAGAGUGCCUCUGCCUAUGGCUGGACAGGGAGCGCACCUGCCCGCUCUGCCGCUCCGUUGCCGUGGAUACCCUGCGUUGCUGGAAGGAUGGGGCCACGUCUGCACACUUGCAGGUGUACUAAGCUAAACACAAGUGUCUGGGGAGACGGGGAGGGCCCAGCACUGCUGAGCCCAGCCCUGAGGGCCCCUGGGAAAGAGCCUCCAGGACUUCCUCCUGCCUUCUACCACCUCUACCUGAUGGCCCCAGGGCCCCCACGCCAACACUUCCUCGCCACCCUGGUACAGUGUGUGCACCCUACCCCACUGGGAAGGGGAGCCCUCCUCACUCAGACUUGGCUUCGCCACAGGUAGGUGGUCAGUCCCCUGUAAGUGGAGAAAUUACCGAUUCACAAUCUCCCCUUAUUUAACCUGCUUCCAGCUACUGGUACUCAAUGCUGAAAACUGGUGUGAGCUGAGAGGGUACAGUCGGACCCAGGUCUGCACACAAGAGCCACUGGGAGAAUGUCCAACAUGUGAACACCAGGCUUCACCCACCUAGCUGACCUUACAGCAUACAGGCAGUGAGGUCGCAUGGUAGGAGCCUGGGAAAGACCGGACCUUGGUGAUUCCUUUUUUCCUGGGCUCUGCCUGGGACAGUCAGUCUCAGAAGGGUCAGCUCAGGUCCAGAAGUACACGCCACCUGCCUUCUGUCAUCUUCCGUCCUUCUCUUCUGCAUUGUCCCUCACUGACAGCUCAGGCCUGUGCAGAGCUCUCAUGGACAUGGCUGCCUCUCCCACCCCAGGAGCCUUCAGUACAUGUCGUAAGUGGCACAGGGCUCCGGAGCAAUCCAUUUCCCCUCCCUCUCUCUAGUGAGGUAAUUAGCUCAGAGUCUCUGAAAAGACUGCUUCACAUCCUUAACCAAACGCCUGAGCGGGACUCAGGGAGCAUCGGGAGCAGCUCGCAGGUGUGCUUCACCACAGCUUCUCCCCCGGGAAGCUCACUGAUUGGAAACCUGGGAUGAAAUAGCACAGGUGACCACACAGAAGCCUCUGGAAUUCUGCUGCCUCCACCAGCUCCCAACUCUGCCCUCUCAUGGUGGGCAUCGCACAGCAGGCCAGCCCAAGCCACAUUUCAGAAAGCUGCAAGGCCGGUGGGCAGGUUAGCAUACACUCCAUGGGUGGGACCGGGGGGUGGGGGGAGGGCGGUCCUUGGUGCCGGUCCCCCUCUCUCUGUAGAUUCAGGACUUCUGGGCAUCCCUGCUGGGACUUCUUCCUCUGCAUGGUCUCCCUGGCACUUUCUUGGUAGCAGUAACACAGCCUUUGCAGGGGACCAGGGCAUCCUUCAAGCUCUGUUACUAUGGCAAUGGCCAUGAUGUUAAGCAGUCCUGCUGUCUGGAUGUUCUAAGAGGGAAGGGAGGAUGACCCUUCUGUUCUGUCUGGUUUGUCGGGGUACCUAGGAGAGCAGUGGAACUGCCUGCAACUGCCUAGCAAGCGCUCUACCACUGAGCUAAAUCCCCAACCCCCUGCAACUGGUUUUUAUCAAAGACAUUGCUUUGCCUGAGACACUGUCAGCAUUGUGGAGGGGUUGGAGCUGCAGGGGGUGCACAGAAGUGUAGCAUGGGAUGAAUCAGAGCCAUUGGGGUUGGGCUUGGAAGCCUGAUUUCAAACCUUGUGAUAUCCCUAGACCCUGUGUCCGCCCCCACCCGCUCCGUGGGGACAUAAAACCUAGCUUGUUUACUUGCUGGGACCGAGAAAACUAGCAACAGGACUGAAGAUGUAGCUCGGUGGGUAGAGCACUGGGCCAGCAUGCCAGAAGCCCUGAGUUCCGUGGCCAGCACCACAUAAACUAAGCAUGGCGGCGCACACUUGAAUUGCCUGUUCUGGGUGGGGGAGGCAGGGGGAUCAGAAGGACAAGGUCUUUCCUUGGCUACAUAGCAAGUUACAGGGCAGCCCAGGCUCCACGAGACUCCUUUUUAAAAGGGGGAAACAGGUAAACCAACAGUGUGGGUUACUUGUUGCACCAAGGGUUUAAACCGCCCCCGCAUUACUUCUCUAACAUCAUGUAAAUAUAAACCACGCCCCUGCUAUACAAGGAGCAUCCCCGGGACAGUGAGAUGCUCUUCAGUUCCCGUCCUUCCAGGGAACACCCUAUCUGCGGGGCUCUUCAGGCAGAGCUCCCCAGGCACCAGGCUGUGGAAAAUGGACCCUGGAGAACACUCCCAGUUCACCUGCAGCACUACAUCGGUCAGGGGAGCAUCAGGGGUCAGGAUCUGGCUCCCGGUGUUUUGUGGAACACAGACUCAAAUCCCUGAGUCCACAAAGUCUUGUUUGUGGGUGAGAACCUGAGAAUCCUAAGUUGGCAGAGGCCAAUGAGAGGGCAAAGGUUAAGAGUCUUCGCCCUGAGCUCUUAAGAGAACCCAGGUCCAAUCCCAGCACUCACGCCAAGGGGUUCAGAACUCAGAACUCCAGCUCCAGGGACACAAACGUCAUCCAGAACCGCGAGGGAAGAAGAAAGGCCUGCUUUGGGCCCGAGCCUAACAGACCCAGCACCUUCCAAAGGGAACGACACAGGUACGGAGCCCUGGGACCGUCCCCCUGCUGAAGAGGAAGUGGGCGGCCAGCGGUCUGAGGUCUUCUGUGCUUUUGCUUUGGGACAUGUCUUUGGUGUCGCUGAGAACCUUCUGCCAAUAAACCUCCCCUGUGGCUGUAA